This is a messenger RNA of Spodoptera frugiperda (fall armyworm), 3586 nucleotides long. RefSeq names its product serine/threonine-protein kinase PAK mbt (gene mbt). Gene Ontology annotation, biological process: protein phosphorylation; intracellular signal transduction; regulation of MAPK cascade. The transcript is spliced from 10 exons. Gene Ontology annotation, molecular function: protein serine/threonine kinase activity; ATP binding. The record is from RefSeq and is a predicted model, not a curated record. NCBI's taxonomy places the organism in Eukaryota, Metazoa, Arthropoda, Insecta, Lepidoptera, Noctuidae. The coding region runs from base 494 to 2242 and encodes 582 amino acids. Gene Ontology annotation, cellular component: cytoplasm.
GAUCUUGGCGAUGGCAAUGGAUACGUUCAGUCAAUGCCAAUAAUGGAAAUAGAUAAUGAAUAAGUACUGUCUAUGGUCUCGACUCUCGACGAAUGGUUUUGGAUUUUUUCUCACCUCUAUUUCACAAAUGGUUUCUCAGGUAACUCUAUAUCUCUGGUUUGUUUCCGAAUUUCUGUUUCGUUCGUUGUUGGUUGCUGUCGUUUAUCGUUUUUACGAAGCGAAUUUGUUGUAUUUUGCUGUGUUAGUGUUCUUAUCAGCAUAUUUGUUGAAUAAUAAAGUUAAUUUUAAUUGGAGCACAACUUUAUUUAUUCGCUGAAGUGGUGGAGUUUUUAAUAUCAUUACGUUAAUUUAAUUUGUUGUGUUAUGUACCUGUGUGGAGCAUGGAUGCCUGCUGAGGAAUGUCGGAAUACGCUCUUGAUUUAGUAUUCUGUGUGUGUUCGUAACUACUUAAAGCUCGGAGUACACACCUCGAAAGUAACUUGCACACUACACUAUGUUUUCUAAGAAAAAGAAAAAGCCUCUGAUUUCGCCGCCAAGUAAUUUUGAACACAGAGUACAUACGGGCUUCGAUAAACGAGAGGGAAAGUUUGUUGGACUUCCUUUGCAAUGGGCCUCACUUGUAGGUAAUAACCAGAUAUUAAAAUCAACAAACAGACCACUUCCCCUGGUAGACCCAUCAGAAAUCACACCCACCGAAAUUCUAGACUUAAAAACUAUAGUAAGAGGUGACCAUAGAACUACCUCAGUGUCCUCAAUAGCACGCCCCCUACCCUCAAGCAUACCACAACAACCAGUACAAAAUGGUGUUGUGUUGCCAAAGACAUCAAAUGUUGCCAGGUCAAAUUCUUUAAGGAGUACUAGCCCACCGAGGAUCAGGAGGGACUUGAGAAGUCAGCCUAAUGUCCCUCCAUCAGUUCCUGAAGAGUCACCACCUGUGCCACCUGCCCCUCAGCAAUACUUGAGUUUGAGACGAGAACACAGCAAUUAUACAUUGAACAAGCCUAUAGCUGAGUCUCCUGUAGAAUGGAGCCAGCAUGCACAUGAGGCUACAGUUAGACAAGUACCAGAAAUCAAUGACAAUCAUCAUCCUAUGACUUAUCAGAACAUACAGAAUGCGAAUGUGCCUUACCAACACAAUCAUCCACCACAACCAAUGACUCAUGGACCUCAUGGACUGAAUGGAAACAACAUCAACAUGGGUGACGCGUAUGGUGUGUCUCGCGCGCAAGGUGCCCCGGGCGCGGCGCCUCACCUGCCGCUCGCUGCCUCUAAACAUGAACUGCGAUUGACGCAUGAACAGUUUCGAGCGGCUCUUCGUUUGGUUGUAAGCGAGGGUGACCCUCGUGCGACGCUGAGCGGGUUCAGUAAGAUCGGCGAGGGUAGCACGGGGGUUGUAUGUGCCGCCACGGACACUCGUACGCGUCGCCGUGUCGCCGUCAAAAUGAUGAACUUGAGGAAACAACAGAGGCGGGAACUACUUUUCAAUGAAGUUGUUAUAAUGCGCGACUAUCCUCAUCCAAACAUAGUCGAGAUGCAUGCCUCAUAUUUAGUUGGAGAUGAACUUUGGGUUGUGAUGGAGUACAUGGCGGGAGGCGCCCUUACUGAUAUUGUGACGAGGGCUCGAAUGGACCCUGAACAAAUCGCUACCGUCUGCAAACAGUGUUUGAAGGCGUUAGCAUUCCUGCAUAGUCAAGGAGUUAUUCAUCGAGAUAUUAAAUCGGAUUCCAUUCUUAUGACUGCGGAUGGCCGGGUGAAAUUAUCUGAUUUUGGCUUUUGUGCUCAAGUCUCAGAGGAACUUCCCAAACGAAAAUCCUUAGUGGGGACACCAUAUUGGAUGUCACCUGAAGUGAUAUCAAGAUUGCCAUAUGGUCCUGAGGUGGAUGUGUGGUCACUUGGUAUCAUGCUUGUGGAAAUGGUCGAUGGGGAGCCGCCUUUCUUCAAUGAACCGCCUUUACAGGCGAUGCGUCGUAUCCGCGACAUGCCGCCGCCUCGACCGCGUGGCGCGGCGCGGUGCCCGGCGGACUUGUUGAGCUUCGUGGAGUGCGCCCUGGUCCGGGACCCGGCGCAGCGCCAGUCCGCGUCCCGCCUCCUGCAGCACCCGUUCCUGCGCCGCGCCGGCCCGCCCGCACUGCUCGUCCCCCUAAUGCCACCAGCUCACCAUCACUCCGCGCCACACCACGCACCCAAUGAUCCCGCCGCCAAUCAAUCUAUGUCACCCGGACCGCCUCAGUCAGGUCGAUAAAACUGGUCAAAUGCUGAACAAAUAGAGUUGUUACCGUGAGUGUAACAUGGCAGCUAUUUAUACAGAUGUAAUUCUAAGCUUUAGUAAAUAGACGAAAAUAUCGAACAUGACAUACCAAAGUUGUUGUAAUGCAACUUGUUUAUUUUGUGUGCAGCACUAAAGUAAGACAAAUACUUAGCCACUGCAGCCCCAGUGAUCAUUCCAUUAUUUAUGUAUUUCCUUUGAAACCAAUGGUAUUUAUAACUACAUUCCUUCCGACUUUAUACUCUUUUUGUAUUUACAAAUAUGUGUAGUUUAUUGAGUAAGUGUACUUUUGCUGUGUUAAGGGCCUCUAGGGAACGUGUUUAUUAUGAUACAUAAUAAUUGGUAUCCAAAUUUCCGCCCCGUCCAGAACUUAGUAUAAAAUUGUUGAAUAUCUUAUACUAAAGUAUAUUUCUAUCAAAGUUAAAUUAGCGUGUUGUGAAAAAUACAUAUUUUCUUCUACUCUACAUGGUUAGUGUUUGUUUAUAAAUGAAAUGUUUUGUAAAAAGUGAUUUCUUUAAUUAACUGUAAUUAAAAUUAGAACCAUGAAGUGCCAGAAAAUUAUAAAAAUCGAUUAUAAAUCAGUAUUAUGGAUUGCCUUGUACUUAUUAUUAAAAAACUUAUACACUUUUCUUUAGGUUAGGAUUUAGUGAAUCAGUAAUUUAUUAAUAUUUUCUAAAACUAUCUAACAUUCCGAUGAAGGAUCUUCCUGUGUUGUUAUACCAAGAUGAUGGUCAGUCACAAAUAUUUCUGGAGUCUUGUGUUAAUAUUUUAUGCGAUUAAUGUUACUUAUUUUUCUAAAUUAGUUUUUACAUUUCUUCUGUAAUGUACUGUGAUUUCAAGCGCCUAUAAUAUAGAGCCCGUCUUGUCGUGCGUUACGUUAACGUGCCUAUUAACGUUUCCUUACUGUAACUGAAGUGUACCUAUAUAUUAAAAUGUCGGCUAAGAUUUAUUACUGUGUAGUUCAAGCAGCUAGACAAGAGAAACUAAAUCUAAAUUAUAAUUUUAGAUAUUGACAUGCCUUAUUAGGAUCUGUAGUGCCUUAUAAAGCCUUUAUUGUUAAUAUGUAGUGAACUAGUUAUUGCACUUGAUAUUAUUUGUUACAAUAUCUAAGGUGAGAAUGACAUUGUUAAUAUUAUGUAAUAUUAAGCACAUCACAAUGAUAUUCAUCUUAAUUCUCAGUUGAUGAAGUGGAAUCUAUUCUAAUUUAUUGUUUUACAUUCACAUCAUUUUUAUAAGGUAUUAUGCCAAAUAUAUUGUAUUAUUUCAUAUUUGUAAAAUCACAUUGUUAAGAACUGUUACAGAAUAUAGACUUUGAAACUA